AUGGCUAUCAGCAGCGUUGCAGAAAUCCAAGCCGAUACCUCUCAUGAGCCUUGGAGAGCUGAGCUCGAAGAGCAAAUCGAAGUCGAUGAGAGCUGGGGAGAUCAACAAAACACCGAGGCAUCUGCAAUCAUUCUGAAGAUGUUUUUAUCAUUCCCUGAAAAGGGGUUCGUAGCAGCGUUAGAGGCUGCUCUUCAGAUUGGCGCCGAUUACUGGGCGAAGUUUCUCCCUUCCAGCCAGGAUCCUCUCAACAGGCCUUACAGGUUGGAAGACAAGGGAAUACCGCAGUAUCUGGCAAGGCUAUAUGACUUGAUUCUUACUCAGUCUUGGUUGUUGCCUUACCACGACUCUCGCCAGGACUUGUUGGUCAGGCUUUUGAUCGAGCUCAAGAAUCUGCCUAAAGUCUCAUACAAGAGCGAGGGGAGAGAACACCAUGCAUACCACGACGAUCCUGUUUUCGGUAUGAUGUGUGAGGACAACUGGAAUGCUAAGUUCGCCGAUGGCCCUGAGCCCGAGGAUCCAAAGUUGAAAGAAGACUUCAUCUUAACUUGCGAUGAAUGGGUCAACUUUUCUUCCUUCCAAGCCCGCUAUCACGGGGCCGAGAUCUACGAGCCAUGGCCGUCCCAUUUGAAGUACCCCAGCAUCGACGUGUCCAUGGCUCUGGAGAAAGAUCUUCCUGGCGGAAAGCUGGGAGAGUGCCGACUUUUGGUGGCAUCUGAGUGGAUUAUUCACGCUGGGAAGGUCAUCUAUGAGGAUAUGAGGAAAACGAAUGAGCCUAAGUGGGGGCUCGAGAAGUGGAAUCGCUGGGGAUCGAGGUUCAAGGAAAUCCUCGACCAAGGACAUCAAAGUGACGAAGUGAACAGAAACCUGAGUGCAGCCUUAGAUCAAAUGGUGUCCCUCGGUUUGACAGGUCUGAAGAUGGAUUAG
This is a messenger RNA of Colletotrichum karsti, 924 nucleotides long. RefSeq lists its product as uncharacterized. Bases 1 to 924 code for a protein of 307 amino acids. The transcript is spliced from 3 exons. Lineage: Eukaryota; Fungi; Ascomycota; Sordariomycetes; Glomerellales; Glomerellaceae. The record is from RefSeq and is a predicted model, not a curated record.